Leucoraja erinaceus (little skate) is the source of this 9098-nucleotide messenger RNA. Its product is annotated as phospholipid-transporting ATPase IC-like. Lineage: Eukaryota; Metazoa; Chordata; Chondrichthyes; Rajiformes; Rajidae. The record is from RefSeq and is a predicted model, not a curated record. Gene Ontology annotation, cellular component: plasma membrane. The transcript is spliced from 28 exons. Gene Ontology annotation, biological process: phospholipid translocation; Golgi organization. Bases 1217 to 4645 code for a protein of 1142 amino acids. Gene Ontology annotation, molecular function: ATP binding; ATPase-coupled intramembrane lipid carrier activity; ATP hydrolysis activity.
ACUUGGACAGGUGGAUGGGUAUGAAAGGUUAGGCAGGAUAUGGGCCAGAUGCAGGCAAGUGGAAGUAGCGUGGUUAGGCAACUUGGUCGGAAUGGGCGGGUUGGGCCGAAGGGCCUGUUUCCGCGCUGGGCUCUGGCAGUUGAGGAGAACCUGUAAUGGUGGCAGAUUGAUGCUGGGUGGGACAAGGAGACCUCGUUUGCUGCUUCACUGAAACCACUCUGUUUUAUCCUUUAGGCCUGGAUAGAGUGGACGUGGAGAGGAUGUUUCCACUAGUGGGAGAGUCUAGGACCAGAGGUUAUAGCCUCAGAAUGAAAGGACGUUCCUUUAGGAGGAAUUUCUUUAGUCAGCGGGUGGUGAAUCUGUGGAAUUCAUUGCCACAGAAGGCUGUUGACGCCGUCAAUGGAUAUUUUUAAGGCAGAGAUAGAUAGAUUAUUGAUUAGUACGGGUGUCUUAGGUUAUGGGGAGAAGGCAGGAGAAUGGGGUUAGGAGCGAAAGAUAGAUCGGACAUGAUUAAAUGGCGGAUUAGACUUGAUGGGCCGAAUGGCCUAAUCCUGCUCCUAUCACUGAUGAACUUAUGAAGUCCACUUGCCACAGACUGAAGAAAUGUACCCUACCCGUUCCUACAUGAAACCUAUCCAUUGAUGCUGCCUGACACACUGAGUUACUCCAGCACUUUGUGUCUUUUUUUUUGUACACCAGCAUCUGCAGUUCCUUGUUGCUAAGAUGCACCACAGUUCACAUUUGGGAGAUUGUACGAUAUCCUGGUUUGCAUUCCUCGACAUAGAAGUUUAUUUUUUGCCUCAUACGUUGGAGUGGCCUUUUAGUUACGUAGAAAGUGAACGUGAAUGAUAGGGUAAGUAAUGCUCUUUUAAACCGCCGAGCGCGUAAACGGUGUUUACUGCAGCAGUCUGCAAUCAGCAGCUGUAACACCAACUCACUGAUCUUAUGUGUGUAAGAAGUUGCUCUGCUGUGAGUUAUUUACACUUGGCAUUCUUCUGGAGCCGAGAGAAUCUGCCCCUAGAGGAAUCGUUUUCAAAUUUAAAAAAAAAACACACAAGGAGACAGACUUUCACAAACCUGGAAAGUCCCUCCAGACGUGAACCAGAACUUCGGAUCGGGAGGAGGGCAACCGAGAGGAGAACCAAACGUUAAAUUCCUUGAGCACUCACAAAAGUGUUGGGGGAACUCAGCGGGUCGGGCAGCAUCUGUGGAGGGAAUGGACACAUCGAAUCCUUCUCCAGACUCGGAUGCCGCAAUGAACUCUUCCGAAUCUUCAGAUUCAAGUGAAUUUGAUUCACAUCAACUGGAAAAUGACAUCUCCUGGGAAGUGAAAGCAAACAACACGAGCUACCAUGCUGGGAUUAAGGAACGCACCUCCUUCUUGUUUAAGAAAAGGAAGUAUGCUAACAAUAAAAUCAAGACCUCCAAAUACAACGUUUUUUCGUUUCUACCUCUCAACCUGUUUGAACAGUUUCAACGAGUGGCUAAUUUUUACUUCUUGCUUAUUUGUAUUCUCCAGACUGUUCCUAUUAUUGCUACAUUGCCUUGGUUUACAACUAUGAUCCCGCUAUCGAUGGUCCUGGCAGUGACUGCAGUCAAGGACAUCAUUGAUGACGUUGCACGCCAUAGGAACGACAGCGAGAUUAACAACAGACAAUGUGAGGUUCUCAAGGGGAAGAGUUUCAAGUUUGUAACGUGGAAGGAACUCGAAGUGGGUGACGUGGUUUGUUUGAAGAAGGAUGAUUUUGUUCCAGCUGAUCUCUUCUUGCUGUUUAGCACGGAGCCAAACAGCCUAUGUUACGUUGAAACAGCUGAAAUCGAUGGUGAAUCCAACCUGAAGUACAGACAAGCAUUGAGUGUCACACAUGAGAAGGUGAAUAACUUGGACCAGUUAGCAAAGUUUGACGGUAGAAUAAUUUGUGAAAAUCCAAAUUGUGACCUGCACUCAUUUAUAGGCACACUGUACUGGCAAAACCAAGAGUACUCAAUCGACAAUGAGAAGAUAUUACUACGAGGGUGUCGAAUACGAAAUGCAGAAAAGUGUUAUGGAGUGGUUAUAUUUGCAGGAGUGGAUACAAAAAUAAUGAAGAACAGUGGGAGAUACGUCUUGAAGAAAACCACCAUUGAACUUCUCAUGAACCGUGUAGUGAUGCUGGUUCUCUUGAUUCUUGUGGUUAUGUCAAUUUGCCUUGCUGUUGGAGCUGUCGUAUGGGAUUCAACAGUUGGGGUGAACAUGCCCUAUCUUGGCUCUUUCCCCGAAGUCCUCAAUCUGGGAUAUGAUUGCUUUUUGGCCUUCUGGUCUCAUAUUAUCCUCCUGAACUCCAUCUUGCCAAUGUCACUCUAUGUCACUUUUGAACUUCUCCAUGUGGCCCAGAGUUUUUUCAUUAAAUGGGAUUUGGAGAUGUAUUGUGAAGAGAGUGACACCCCGGCCAAUGCAAGGACUACGACCCUGAAUGAAGAACUGGGGCAGAUCAAAUAUAUUUUCUCGGAUAAAACAGGCACUCUGACUCAAAACAUCUUGGCCUUUAAAAAAUGUUGCAUCGAUGGUCAGAUCUAUGGGAACCAAUAUGAUGGUGCUGCAGCAACAAUGGCUGACCUCAGCUGGAACACGUAUGCUGACAGAAGGCUCAAGUUCUACGACUCUUUGCUAGUGCAACUGAUCCGAUCAGGGGAGCAGCCGGGAGUCCGCGAUUUCUUUAGAUUGCUGGCUCUUUGUCACACAGUCAUGGUGGAGGAGAAAGAUGGUCAGCUCAUUUACCAGGCAGCCUCUCCAGAUGAAGGCGCUCUAGUAUUAGCAGCAAGAAACUUUGGCUAUGUCUUUCUGUCCCGCACACAGGAUAGCAUAACCAUCAGCGAGCUGGGCAUGCAGAAGACAUACACAGUGCUGGCCAUCCUGGACUUCACCAGCAGUCGCAAGAGAAUGUCUAUCAUCCUGAAAGAUUCUGAAGGGAAGAUUAAGCUGUUCUCCAAAGGAGCGGACACGGUGAUAUAUGAAAGACUUCAGCUCAGCUGUCCACACAUGGAGAGCACUCAAAUUGCACUCGAUCAAUUUGCGACGGAAACGCUGCGGACUUUGUGUCUGGCUUACAAAGACAUUGAGGAAAAUAACUUUCAAGACUGGAGUCAAAGGCAUCAGAAAGCCACCGUGGCGCUGCAGAACCGCGAACAUCUGCUCGAAGCCUUGUACGAUGAAAUUGAAACCAACCUGGUGCUCGUCGGAGCAACGGCCAUCGAAGAUAAGUUGCAGAUCCGAGUUCCCGAAACCAUUCAGAACUUGAAAAAGGCGGGUAUUAAAAUAUGGGUAUUGACUGGAGACAAGAAAGAAACAGCAAUUAAUGUUGGAUAUUCCUGUAGGUUGCUGUCAGAAGAAAUGGAGAUUUUUGAAGGCAAGGACCUCAACGUAGUUCUGGAUAGUCUGCGGAAGAACGGCCAUCGAUGCAGUGAAGAUAACACGGACGACGUCUCGGACACCAUAAAGAACAAUGAGGAGUCGGAGUUCCUGUCGUGUGACAACAAAGCAUUAAUUCUCACCGGCAGCUUCCUGGAUAAAUUCAUCCACAGCUCCAAGAGACCGUUGAAGAAGGAUCGAUGGUGGCGGAAGCAGUGGGCCAUGGUUAACCGUGAGGCGAGAAGGAGCGUGUGCACUGAGGCGGAGGCACGUGAGCGAGCGUUCGUGGAGCUGGCCUGCCAGUGUCAGGCUGUCAUCUGCUGCCGCGUCACUCCCAACCAGAAAGCCCUGGUGGUCCAAAUGGUGAAAAAGUACCAAAGGGUCAUCACGCUGGCCAUCGGCGACGGAGCAAACGAUGUGAACAUGCUGAAAACUGCCCAUAUCGGAGUAGGGAUCAGCGGGCAGGAAGGGAUGCAGGCCGUCUUGUCCAGUGACUACUCUCUUGCACAAUUCUACUACCUUGAGAGGUUGCUUCUGGUUCAUGGCCAGUGGGCCUAUCAGAGGAUCUGCAAGUUCCUGAGAUACUUCCUCUACAAGACCUUCACUUUUUCCUUUGUCCAAAUCUGGUUUGCAAUCUUCAGUGGAUUUUCUGGUCAGUCCGUCUUUGAGCUGUGGUGCAUUACUUUCUACAAAGUGGCUUACAGCUGGUUUCCAGUGGUGACGAUAGGGGUCCUGGACAAGGACAUGAACGACGUUAUGAGUAUCAGGUGUCCUAAACGCUACAAAAUUGGACAACGGAACGAGCUAUUCAAUUACAAGAUCUUCUUGGUUACUAUAAUCCAUGGCCUUCUCAGUUCAUUCAUCAUAUUUUUUAUACCGUAUGGAGCAUUCUUGGAGGGAGUGGGCCAAGAUGGCACAGGUUAUCAGGUUAUGGCAAUGGCCGUUGGUACGGGAGUAGUGAUGACUGUUAACAUUGAGGUAAUGUUGGAUAUUUCCUACUGGACUGUUCCUUCCUUGUUGGCCGUCACCAUUGAUUUCAUUCUCUAUUUCUGCGUGACCUUUAUGACUCAGAGCAAUUUUCUCUCUCGGAGGAAUCCGCAGAUGUUCCAAUUCAACGGUGCAGCAGCGUAUGCUUUCAAACAACCAUUAUUUUGGCUCACCAUCCUGUUGGUUGUCGCCAUCAACAUCAUCCCUUCUCUUACAGUUCGAUUUAUUUUACACUGCUUUUACUCCAAAGAUGCUGGAAUUGUCGGCUAAUUGGAGGCUAGAAACUUGGGAAAAUAAGACCAGGGAUGGACUUCGAGACUUCUCCACCAUUCAACAUGAAACUGGUUGAACUUCCAACUUUUCUCCCCGUAUCCGCCUCUCCUUCCUGCCUCUAGAAAAAAUACGUUGAUUUGGUUUCAACUCUUCUAGUGGCAGUGGGUUCCACAGGUUCACCCCUCGCUGGGAGAAGAAGACAUGCAUCCGCCGGUGAACUCAUGUCUGGGAGAAGAAAUUAAUCCUCAUCUCAAACUUUAGUGAUCUUGACCCUUACCCUUAGAUCGUAACUUGCCCUCCGCCCAGGAGCAUCUCUCCUGCAUCUAAUUUGUCCAGUCCCAUUGGAUGUUUUAUGAGAUUCCUUCUUCUAAACUCUCGUGAAUUGAUCCAAUCUCUCUUCAUAAGCCAGAGAGCCUCAGCGAUUUGUCUGGGUCACUCAUGAGUCAAGAGUGUUUAAUUGGCAUAUCUACUGACAACGGAACAAUAAAAGUCUGCCUUGCCACAGCAGAACAAACCAGUAAACACAAUACUCAUAGAUAAUAUGCAAUCAACUAACAGUGCAGAAGCACUGUAGAUAUGGUUAAAAGCUCCAGAUUCCCAGGAGUAAAUAUCACCAAGACUUCUCCUGGACCACCCAUAUUGAAGCAAUGGCCAAGAAAGCAUUCCAAUGCCUCUACUUUCUUAGAAGGCUUCGGAAGUUUGGCAUGUCCCCAACAACUCUCACCAAGUUUUACAACUGUGCCAUAGAAAGCAUUUUAUCAGGAUGCAUCACAGCAUGAUUUGGGAGCAGCUCCGUCCAAGACCUCAAGAAAUUGCAGAGAAUUGUGGACGCAGCCCAGACUAUCACACAAACCAACCUCCCUUCCAUUUAUACCUCACAGUUGCAACCCAUCCACUGCCUCUUCUCCCCUCUCCCAUCAGGCAAGAGGUAUAUUAGUGUAAAAACGCACAUGUCCAGAUUCAGGGACAGUUUCUUCUCAGCUGUUAUCAGGCAACUGAACCAUCCUACAAACAACUAGAGAACAAUCCUGAGCUACUAUCUACCUCAUUGGAGACCCUCGGACUAUCUUUGAAUGGACUUUACUGGACUUUGUCUUGCACUAAACAUUAUUCCCUUUAUCAUGUGUCUGUACAAUGUGGAUGGCUCGAUUGUAAUCACGUAUUGUCUUUCCGCUGUCUGGUUAGCACGUAACAAAAGCUUUUCACUGUACCUCGGUACACGUGACAAUAAACUGAACUCAAACUUAACUCGAUAAAAAAUCAAUAAAUUAAUAACCUCAAAACUAGUGCAAAAAGCCCCUCAGCUGAAGCAAAGACAGUCCAUAGAAAUUCAUAAGAGAGAGGAGCUGGCCAAGGUCGACUGGAAAAGGAUCCUAGCAGCAAUGACGGUGGAACAGCAAUGGCAGAAAUGUCUGGGCAUUUUCCACAGGAUGCAGGAUCAUUUCAUUCCAAAGAGGAAGAAAGAUUCUAAGGGGAGUAAGAGGCAACUGGCUGACAGGAGAAGUUAGGGAUGGAAUAAAACUAAAAGAAAAGGUGUAUAACAUAGCAAAGAGUAGCGGGAAACUUUCAAAGGCCAACAAAGUAACAAAAGGGCAAUACGGGGUGAAAAGAUGAAGUAAGAGGGUAAACUGGCCAAGAACAUAAAGAAGGAUAGUAAAAGCUUCUUUAGGUAUGUUCAGAGAAAAAGAUUAGUAAAGACAAAUGUUGUUCCCUUGAAGGCAAAAACAGGUAAAAUUAUUAUGGGGAACAAGGAAAUGUUGAACAAGAGUUGAACAGGUACUUUGGUUCUGUCUUCACUAAGGAAGACACAAACAAUCUCCCAGAUGUACUAGAGGACAGAGGAUCUAGGGAGACAGCGGAAUGAAAUAAAUUUGCAUUAGACAAGAAAUAGUAUUGGGUAGACUGAUGGGACUGAAAACUGAUAAAUCCCCAGGGCCUGAUGGUCUGCAUCUCAGGGUACUCAAGAAGGUGGCUCUACAAAUCGUGGACGCAUUGGGGAUAAUUUUCCAAUGUUCUACAGAUCCAGGAUCAGUUCCUGUGGAUUGCAGGGUAGUUAAUGUUAUCCCAAUUUUCAAGAAAGGAGCGAGAGAGAAAACAUGGAAUUAUAGACCAGUUAGCCUGACAUCGGUGGUCGGGAAGAUGUUGGAGUCAAUUGUUAAAGAAGUAAUAACGGCGCAUUUGGAUAGCAGUAAAAGGUCCAAGUCAGCAUGGAUUUAUGAAGGGGAAAUCCUGCUUGACUAAUCUUCUGGAAUUUUUUGAGGAUGUGAUAAGUAAAAUGGAUGAAGGAGAGCCAGUGGAUGUAGUGGAUCUGGACUUUGAGAAAGCCUUUGAUAAGGUCCCACACAGGAUAUUAGUGGGCAAUAUUAGAGCACAAGGUAUUGGGGGAAGUGUAUUGACAUGGAUAGGGAAUUGGUUAGCAGACAGGAAACAAAGAGUAGGAAUAAACGGGUCCCUGUUAGAAUGUCAGGCAGUGGCAAGUGGAAUGCCGCAAGGUUCGGUGCUGGGGCCACAACUAUUUACAAUAUAUAUUAAUGAUUUAGAUGAUAGAAUUAAAAGUAACACUAGCAAAUUUGCAGAUGACACAAAGCUGGGCGGCAGUGUGAACUGCAAAGAGGAUCCUAGGAGGUUGCAGAGUGACUUGGACAGUUUGAGUGAGUGGAGAGAUGCAUGGCAGAUGCAGCAUAAUGUACAUAAAUGUGAGGUUAUCCAUUUUGACGGCAAGAACAAGGAGGCAGAUUAUUAUAGUCAAUGGUGUCAGAUUAGGAAAAAGGGAAGUGCAACGAGACCUGGGUGUCCUUGUACACCAGUCACUGAAAGCAAACAUGCAGGUACAGCAAGCAGUGAAGAAAGCUAAUGGCAUGUUGGCCUUCAUAACGAGAGGAUUUGAGUAUAGGAGUAAAGAGUUCCUUCUGCAGUUGUACAGGGCCCUGGUGAGACCACAUUUGGUGUAUUAUGUGCACAUUUGGUCUCCAAUUUGAGGAAGGACAUCCUUGCUAUUGAGGCAGCGUAGGUUCACGAGAUUAAUCCCCGGGAUGGCGGGACUGUCAUAUUAGAAAAGAUUGGAAAGACUGGGCUUGUAUUCACUGGUAUUUAGAAGAAUGAGAGGGGAUCUUAUAUAAACGUAUACAAUUAUAAAAAGACUGGACAAGCUAGAUGCAGGAAAAAAUGUUCCCAAUGUUGGGGGAGUCCAGAUCCAGGGCCACAGUCUAAGAAUAAAGGCGAGCCAUUUAAAACUGAGAUUUGUGGAAUUCUCUGCCACAGAGAAUUUAAAAGAGAGUUAGAUAGAGCUGUAGGGCCUAGCGGAAUCAAGGGAUAUGGGGAGAAGGCAGGCACGGGUUACAGAUUGUGGAUGAUCAGCCAUGAUCACAAUCAAUGGCUGGUGCUGGCUCAAAGGGCCAAAUGGCCUCCUCCUGCACUUAUUUUCUAUGUUUCAUAGUUGAGGUUAGAGUUGAGGAGCCUGAUAGUUGUUGGGAAGAAGCUAUUCUUGAACUUGGUGGUUAUGGUUUUCAGACUCCUGUACCUUCUUCCCGAAGGGAGGAAUGAAAUGAGAGCAUGGCCAGGGUGGUGUGGGUCCUUGAUGAUACUGACUGCCUUUUUGAGGCAGUGCCUGCUAUAGAUCCCUUUAAGGGUGGGAAGUUCAGUACCAGUCUAAGAAUAAAGGGGAGGCAGUGUACCUAUACUCAUCUUUGCAGCUUUAUUGGGGAAGGGGAACUCAUUGCAUCUUUCAAAAAUAGCAUUGUUGGAGAAUUGGAUCUCGAUAGGUUAGACGUGGAGAUGAUGCUUCCUCUCGUGGAAGAAUAUAGAUUUAGGGGGUCAUCUUUAAACAAAUAAGCAGGUGCCCAAUUAAGAUGGAGAUGAGGAUUUAGGUUUUUCUCUCACAGUGUUGGAACCCUAUUCGUCAAAGGCUUAUCGAAGCAGAUUUUGUGAAUGUUUUCAAGGCAGAAGUAGAGAGAUUCUUCGUAAACAGGAAACAAGUAGUUAGGAAUGUGUAUUUUUGAGGUUGCACCCAGCCUCAAUGUUGUUAGAUGUCAAAGCAGGCUGACUCAUAUUUCUGCUCCUAAAUUAUACGUCCAUAAGUCAAAGCGGAGCUGAGAACCACUGGAUCCUCACAAACUCCAGGCCCCAUCCAUGCAUGUUAAGCCAUGCACAUCAAGCUGAGUUAUAAAGUCAUACAGCACAGAAUCAGGCCCUUCGGCCCAACUCGCCCAUACCGACCAUAUAACCAUAUAACCAUAUAACAAUUACAGCACGGAAACAGGCCAUCUCGGCCCUACAAGUCCAUGCCGAACAAAUUUUGUUCCCCUUAGUCCCACCUGCCUGCACUCGUACCAUAACCCUCCAUUCCCUUCUCAUCCAUAUGCCUAUCCAAUUUAUUUUUAAAUGAUACCAAUGAACCUGCCUCCACCACUUCCACUGGGAGCUCAUUCCACACCGCCACCACUCUCUGCGU